AUGUUCACCUCUAAGUCUGAGUACGACCGCGGCGUGAACACCUUCAGCCCAGAGGGUCGAAUUUUCCAGAUCGAGUACGCCGUGGAGGCCAUCAAGCUCGGUAGUACCAGCCUCGGAAUCCGCACGCCUGAGGGCGUCGUUCUUGCCGCGGAGAAACGCGUGCCAUCGAACUUGGUCAUAUCGUCCAGCAUGAGCAAGAUCAUGGAGAUUGACAGCCACAUCGCAGCUGUCAUGAGUGGCAUGGUUGCCGAUGCGCGCAUCCUUGUCGAGCACGCCCGCGUGGAGUCGCAGAACCACCGCUUCACCUACAACGAGCCCAUGCACGUGGAAUCCUGCACGCUAGCGACCUGCGACCUGUCGAUUCAGUUUGGUGAGAGCGGUGGCAAGCGCAAGCUCAUGUCGCGCCCAUUUGGCGUGUCGCUGCUUAUAGCCGGUGUAGACGAAAAGGGCCCGCAGCUGUGGCAAACAGACCCUAGCGGUACGUACACGCGCUACGACGCCCAGGCCAUUGGUGGCGGUGCCGAAGCGGCACAAAGUGUCUUCACGGAGCGCUACCAUCGAAACAUGACGCUGGAGGAGGGCGAGACGCUCGCGGUGGACAUUCUGAGGCAGGUGAUGGAGGAGCAUCUAUCGCCAGAGAACAUAGAGGUGGCCGUGGUGCGGGCCGACGACGGUAAGGUGCACAUGUACGCUCCCGCAGAGAUCAAGGCAAUCAUGAGUCGCCUGCCAGAGUAA
Molecule: messenger RNA, 735 nt
Organism: Leishmania braziliensis MHOM/BR/75/M2904
Lineage: Eukaryota; Euglenozoa; Kinetoplastea; Trypanosomatida; Trypanosomatidae
Product: putative proteasome alpha 5 subunit
Exons: 1
Coding region: 1-735 (244 amino acids)
Biological process (GO): proteasome-mediated ubiquitin-dependent protein catabolic process
Cellular component (GO): proteasome core complex, alpha-subunit complex; proteasome core complex; nucleus
Source: RefSeq, a predicted model, not a curated record